AUGCAGAGCCGGGCAGCCCGCGCCCCCCUUCCAACGCUACUGCCGCCGCCGCCGCCGCCGCUGCUGCUGCUGUUGCUGCUGCUGCUGCUACUGCCGCCACUGCUGGGAGACCAAGUGGGGCCCUGUCGUUCCCUGGGGCCCGGGGGACGUGGCUCCUCAGGGGCCUGCGCCCCCGUAGGCUGGCUCUGUCCAGCCUCAGCCUCCAACCUCUGGCUCUACACCAGCCGCUGCAGGGAUGCAGGGACGGAGCUGACUGGCCACCUGGUGCCCCACCACGACGGUCUGAGGGUCUGGUGUCCAGAAUCCGGAGCCCACAUCCCCCUGCCGCCAGCGCCUGAAGGCUGCCCAUGGAGCUGUCGUCUCCUGGGCAUUGGAGGCCACGUUUCCCCCCAGGGCAAGCUCACCCUGCCCCAGGAACACCCGUGCUUAAAGGCCCCACGGCUGAGAUGCCAGUCCUGCAAGCUGGCGCAGACCCCGGGGCUCAGGGCAGGGGAAAGGUCAGCAGAAGAGUCCAUGGGCGGGCGUCGGAAAAGGAAUGUGAAUACAGCCCCCCAGUUCCAGCCCCCCAGCUACCAGGCCACAGUGCCUGAGAACCAGCCAGCUGGUACCCCUGUGGCAUCCCUGCGGGCCAUUGACCCAGAUGAGGGUGAGGCAGGCCGGCUUGAGUACACCAUGGAUGCCCUCUUUGAUAGCCGCUCCAAACAUUUCUUUUCUCUGGACCCGAUCACGGGGGCUGUAACUACAGCCGAGGAGCUAGAUCGUGAGACCAAGAGCACCCAUGUCUUCAGGGUCACGGCACAGGAUCAUGGCAUGCCCCGACGCAGUGCCCUGGCCACACUUACCAUCUUGGUGACUGACACCAAUGAUCAUGACCCUGUUUUUGAGCAGCAGGAGUACAAGGAGAGCCUCAGGGAGAACCUGGAGGUUGGCUAUGAGGUGCUCACGGUCAGAGCCACAGAUGGUGACGCCCCUCCCAAUGCCAAUAUUCUGUACCGCCUACUGGAGGGCCCCGGUGGCAGCCCCUCUGAAGUCUUUGAGAUUGACCCUCGCUCUGGGGUGAUUCGAACUCGUGGCCCUGUGGAUAGGGAAGAAGUAGAAUCCUACCAAUUGACAGUGGAGGCAAGUGACCAGGGUCGGGACCCCGGUCCACGGAGUGCCACAGCUGCUGUGUUCCUAUCUGUGGAGGAUGACAAUGACAAUGCCCCUCAGUUCAGUGAGAAGCGCUACGUGGUCCAGGUGCGUGAGGAUGUGACCCCAGGGGCCCCGGUACUCCGGGUCACAGCCUCAGAUCGAGACAAGGGCAGUAAUGCCUUGGUGCAUUACAGCAUCAUGAGUGGCAACGCUCGGGGACAGUUUUACCUGGAUGCCCAGACUGGAGCUCUGGAUGUGGUGAGCCCUCUUGACUAUGAGACAACCAAGGAGUAUACCCUACGGGUUAGAGCACAGGAUGGUGGCCGCCCCCCGCUCUCCAACGUCUCUGGCCUGGUGACAGUGCAAGUCCUGGAUAUUAAUGACAAUGCCCCCAUCUUUGUUAGCACCCCUUUCCAGGCUACUGUGCUGGAGAGUGUCCCUUUAGGCUACCUGGUCCUCCAUGUCCAGGCCAUUGACGCCGACGCUGGUGACAAUGCCCGCCUGGAAUACCGCCUUGCCGGGGUUGGGCAUGACUUUCCCUUUGCCAUCAACAAUGGCACAGGCUGGAUCUCUGUGGCAGCUGAGCUGGACCGGGAAGAGGUUGAUUUCUAUAGCUUUGGGGUAGAAGCCCGAGACCAUGGCACCCCAGUGCUCACUGCCUCAGCUAGUGUCAGUGUGACCAUCCUGGAUGUCAACGACAACAACCCCACCUUUACCCAACCAGAGUACACGGUGAGACUCAAUGAGGAUGCAGCUGUGGGCACCAGUGUGGUGACAGUGUCGGCUGUGGACCGUGAUGCCCACAGCGUCAUCACCUACCAGAUCACCAGUGGCAACACCCGUAACCGCUUUUCCAUCACCAGCCAGAGUGGUGGUGGGCUGGUGUCGCUCGCGCUGCCAUUGGACUACAAACUUGAGCGGCAAUAUGUGCUAGCUGUCACUGCCUCUGACGGCACACGGCAGGACACGGCACAGGUGGUAGUGAACGUCACUGAUGCCAACACUCACCGUCCCGUCUUUCAGAGCUCCCACUAUACGGUGAAUGUUAAUGAGGACCGGCCAGCAGGCACCACGGUGGUGCUGAUCAGUGCCACGGACGAGGACACAGGUGAGAAUGCCCGCAUCACCUACUUUAUGGAGGACAGCAUCCCUCAGUUCCGCAUUGAUGCAGAUACAGGGGCUGUCACCACCCAGGCUGAGCUGGACUACGAGGAUCAAGUGUCCUAUACCCUGGCCAUCACCGCCCGGGACAAUGGCAUUCCCCAGAAGUCUGACACAACUUACCUGGAGAUACUGGUGAAUGAUGUGAAUGACAAUGCCCCUCAGUUCCUUCGUGACUCCUACCAGGGCAGCGUCUAUGAGGAUGUGCCCCCCUUCACCAGUGUGCUGCAGAUCUCGGCCACUGACCGUGACUCUGGCCUUAAUGGCAGGGUCUUCUACACCUUCCAAGGGGGUGAUGAUGGAGAUGGUGACUUUAUCGUAGAGUCCACAUCAGGCAUCGUGAGAACGCUUCGGAGGCUGGAUCGUGAGAACGUGGCCCAGUACAUUUUGCGGGCAUAUGCAGUGGACAAGGGGAUGCCUCCCGCCCGCACGCCUAUGGAAGUGACGGUCACUGUGUUGGAUGUGAACGACAAUCCACCCGUCUUUGAGCAGGACGAGUUUGAUGUGUUUGUGGAAGAGAACAGCCCCAUCGGGUUGGCCGUGGCCCGGGUCACAGCCACUGACCCUGACGAAGGCACCAAUGCCCAGAUCAUGUACCAGAUAGUGGAGGGCAACAUCCCUGAGGUCUUCCAACUGGACAUCUUCUCUGGGGAGUUGACCGCUCUGGUGGAUUUGGACUAUGAAGACCGGCCUGAAUACAUCCUGGUCAUCCAGGCCACGUCGGCUCCCCUGGUGAGCCGGGCUACUGUCCACGUCCGCCUGCUUGACCGCAACGACAACCCACCAGUGCUGGGCAACUUUGAGAUCCUUUUCAACAACUAUGUCACCAACCGCUCAAGCAGUUUCCCUGGGGGUGCCAUCGGCCGUGUGCCUGCCCAUGACCCUGACAUCUCAGACAGCCUGACUUACAGCUUUGAGCGGGGGAAUGAACUCAGCCUCGUCCUGCUCAAUGCCUCCACAGGCGAACUGAGGCUGAGCCGGGCAUUGGACAACAACCGGCCUCUGGAGGCCAUCAUGAGCGUGCUAGUGUCAGACGGCGUGCACAGUGUUACUGCCCAGUGCGCACUGCGUGUCACCAUCAUCACGGACGAAAUGCUCACGCACAGCAUCACACUGCGCCUGGAGGACAUGUCGCCAGAGCGCUUCCUGUCCCCCCUACUGGGUCUCUUCAUCCAGGCGGUGGCCGCCACGCUGGCCACACCCCCAGACCACGUGGUGGUCUUCAACGUGCAGCGGGACACCGACGCCCCCGGUGGCCACAUCCUCAAUGUGAGCCUGUCGGUGGGCCAGCCGCCUGGGCCGGGGGGCGGGCCGCCCUUCCUGCCCUCCGAGGACCUGCAGGAGCGUCUGUACCUGAACCGCAGUCUGCUCACGGCCAUCUCGGCGCAGCGCGUGCUGCCCUUCGAUGACAACAUCUGCCUGCGCGAGCCCUGCGAGAAUUACAUGCGCUGCGUGUCGGUGCUGCGCUUUGACUCCUCCGCGCCCUUCAUCGCCUCCUCCUCGGUGCUCUUCCGGCCCAUCCAUCCCGUUGGGGGGCUGCGCUGCCGCUGCCCACCCGGCUUCACGGGCGACUACUGUGAGACCGAGGUGGACCUCUGCUACUCGCGGCCCUGCGGCCCCCAUGGGCGCUGCCGCAGCCGAGAGGGCGGCUACACCUGCCUCUGUCGCGACGGCUACACGGGUGAGCACUGCGAGGUGAGUGCCCGCUCAGGCCGUUGCACCCCAGGUGUCUGCAAGAACGGAGGCACCUGCGUGAACCUGCUGGUGGGUGGCUUCAAGUGCGACUGCCCAUCUGGAGACUUCGAGAAGCCCUACUGCCAGGUGACCACGCGCAGCUUCCCCGCCCGCUCCUUCAUCACCUUCCGUGGCCUGCGCCAGCGCUUCCACUUCACCCUGGCCCUCUCGUUUGCCACCAAGGAGCGCGAUGGGCUGCUGUUAUACAACGGACGUUUUAACGAGAAGCAUGACUUUGUGGCCCUCGAGGUGAUCCAGGAGCAGGUCCAGCUCACCUUUUCUGCAGGGGAGUCGACCACCACUGUGUCUCCAUUCGUGCCCGGAGGGGUCAGUGACGGACAGUGGCACACAGUCCAGCUGAAGUACUACAAUAAGCCACUGUUAGGUCAGACAGGGCUCCCGCAGGGUCCAUCUGAACAGAAGGUGGCUGUGGUGACCGUGGAUGGCUGUGACACAGGAGUGGCCCUGCGUUUUGGAGCUGUCCUGGGCAACUACUCCUGUGCUGCCCAGGGUACCCAGGGUGGCAGCAAAAAGUCUCUGGAUCUGACAGGGCCCCUGCUGCUGGGUGGGGUACCUGACCUGCCCGAGAGCUUCCCUGUCCGCACGCGGCACUUUGUGGGCUGCAUGAGGAACCUGCAAGUGGACAGCCGGCACGUAGACAUGGCUGACUUCAUCGCCAACAACGGCACCGUGCCUGGCUGCCCUGCCAAGAAGAACGUGUGUGACAGCAAUAGUUGCAACAAUGGGGGCACCUGUGUGAACCAGUGGGACGCGUUCAGCUGCGAGUGCCCUCUGGGCUUCGGGGGCAAGAGCUGUGCCCAGGAAAUGGCCAACCCGCAGCGCUUCCUGGGCAGCAGCCUGGUGGCCUGGCACGGCCUCUCGCUGCCCAUCUCCCAGCCCUGGCACCUCAGCCUCAUGUUCCGCACACGCCAGGCCAACGGUGUCCUGCUGCAGGCUGUCACCAGGGGGCGCAGCACUAUCACCCUGCAGCUGAGGGAAGGCCAUGUGGUGCUGAGUGUGGAGGGCACAGGGCUCCAGGCCUCGUCUCUCCAGCUGGAGCCAGGCCGGGCCAAUGACGGCGACUGGCACCGUGCACAGCUGGCGCUGGGAGCCAGUGGGGGCCCUGGCCAUGCCAUCCUGUCCCUUGACUACGGGCAGCAGCGGGCAGAGGGCAACCUGGGCCCCCGGCUGCAUGGGCUGCACCUGAGCAACAUUACAGUUGGGGGAGUGCCUGGGCCAGCCGGUGGGGUGGCCCGCGGCUUCCGGGGCUGUCUGCAGGGUGUGAGGGUAAGCGAGACGCCCGAGGGGGUUAGCAGUCUGGAUCCUGGCCGUGGGGAAAGCAUCAAUGUGGAGCCAGGCUGUAGCCUGCCGGACCCCUGUGACUCGAAUCCGUGUCCUGCCAACAGUUAUUGCAGUGAUGACUGGGACAGCUAUUCCUGUAGCUGUGAUCCAGGUUACUAUGGCGACAACUGUACUAACGUGUGUGACCUGAACCCAUGUGAGCAUCAGUCCGUGUGUAUCCGAAAGCCCAGUGCCCCCCACGGCUACACCUGCGAGUGUCCCCCAAAUUACCUUGGGCCAUAUUGUGAAACCAGGAUUGACCAGCCUUGCCCCCGAGGCUGGUGGGGACACCCCACGUGCGGCCCGUGCAACUGUGAUGUCAGCAAAGGCUUCGACCCAGACUGCAACAAGACAAGCGGCGAGUGCCACUGCAAGGAGAACCACUACCGGCCCCCUGGCAGCCCCACUUGCCUCCUCUGUGACUGCUACCCCACGGGCUCUUUGUCCCGCGUCUGUGACCCCGAGGACGGCCAGUGUCCAUGCAAGCCAGGCGUCAUUGGGCGCCAGUGUGACCGCUGUGACAACCCUUUUGCUGAGGUCACCACCAAUGGCUGUGAAGUGAAUUACGACAGCUGCCCACGGGCCAUCGAGGCUGGGAUCUGGUGGCCCCGUACCCGCUUCGGACUGCCUGCUGCUGCUCCCUGCCCCAAAGGCUCCUUUGGGACUGCUGUGCGCCACUGUGAUGAACACAGGGGGUGGCUCCCCCCAAACCUUUUCAACUGCACAUCAGUCACCUUCUCAGAGCUGAAAGGCUUUGCUGAGCGGCUACAGCGGAAUGAAUCAGGUCUGGACUCGGGACGCUCCCAGCGGCUGGCUCUGCUUCUGCGCAAUGCCACACAGCACACGGCUGGCUACUUUGGCAGUGAUGUCAAGGUGGCCUACCAGCUGGCCACACGGCUGCUGGCCCAUGAGAGUGCCCAGCGGGGCUUUGGGCUGUCUGCCACGCAGGAUGUGCACUUCACCGAGAAUCUGCUGCGGGUGGGCAGCGCCCUCCUGGACGCGGCCAACAAGCGUCACUGGGAGCUGAUCCAGCAGACGGAGGGUGGCACGGCCUGGCUGCUUCAGCACUACGAGGCCUAUGCCAGUGCCCUGGCUCAGAACAUGCGGCACACCUACCUGAGCCCCUUCACUAUCGUCACGCCCAACAUCGUCAUCUCUGUAGUUCGCCUGGACAAGGGGAACUUCGCUGGGGCCAAGCUGCCUCGCUAUGAGGCGCUGCGGGGGGAGCGGCCCCCUGACCUGGAGACGACGGUCAUUCUGCCUGAUUCUGUCUUCAGAGAAACGCCCACCGUGGUCAGGCCCGCGGGCCCUGGAGAGACCCAGGAGCCAGAGGAGCUGGCUCGGCGUCAGCGGCGGCACCCAGAGCUGAGCCAGGGUGAGGCUGUGGCCAGCGUCAUCAUCUACCGCACCCUGGCCGGGCUGCUGCCCCAUAACUAUGACCCGGACAAGCGCAGCCUGAGAGUCCCCAAACGCCCUGUCAUCAACACGCCGGUGGUGAGUAUCAGCGUCCAUGACGAUGAGGAACUUCUGCCCCGUGCCCUGGACAAGCCAGUCACGGUGCAGUUCCGGCUGCUGGAGACGGAGGAGCGCACCAAGCCCAUCUGUGUCUUCUGGAACCAUUCCAUCCUAGUCAGUGGCACAGGUGGCUGGUCAGCCCGAGGCUGUGAGGUCGUCUUCCGCAACGAGAGCCACGUCAGCUGCCAGUGCAACCACAUGACGAGCUUCGCCGUGCUCAUGGAUGUGUCCCGGAGAGAGAAUGGAGAGAUCCUGCCGCUGAAGACACUGACAUAUGUGGCCCUAGGGGUCACCUUGGCUGCCCUACUGCUCGCCUUCCUCUUCCUCACUAUCCUGCGUGCCCUACGCUCCAACCAGCAUGGCAUCCGACGGAACCUGACUGCUGCUCUGGGCCUGGCCCAGCUGGUCUUCCUCCUAGGAAUCAACCAGGCUGACCUCCCUUUUGCUUGCACAGUCAUCGCCAUCCUGCUGCAUUUCCUGUACCUCUGCACCUUCUCCUGGGCCUUGCUGGAGGCCUUGCACCUGUACCGGGCACUCACUGAGGUGCGCGACGUCAACGCUGGCCCCAUGCGCUUCUACUAUAUGCUGGGCUGGGGUGUGCCUGCCUUCAUCACAGGUCUAGCCGUGGGCCUCGACCCUGAGGGCUAUGGGAACCCUGACUUCUGCUGGCUCUCCAUCUAUGAUACGCUCAUCUGGAGUUUUGCUGGCCCUGUGGCCUUUGCUGUCUCGAUGAGUGUCUUCCUGUACAUCCUGGCAGCCCGCGCCUCCUGUGCUGCCCAGCGGCAGGGCUUUGAGAAGAAAGGCCCUGUCUCAGGCCUGCGGCCUUCCUUCGCUGUUCUCCUGCUGCUGAGCGCCACGUGGCUGCUGGCGUUGCUCUCUGUCAACAGUGACACCCUCCUCUUCCACUACCUCUUUGCUGCCUGCAAUUGCAUCCAGGGCCCCUUCAUCUUCCUCUCCUACGUGGUGCUUAGCAAGGAGGUCCGGAAAGCACUCAAGUUUGCCUGCAGCCGCAAGCCGAGCCCUGACCCUGCGCUGACCACCAAGUCCACCCUGACCUCGUCCUACAACUGCCCCAGCCCCUAUGCAGAUGGGCGGCUCUACCAGCCGUACGGAGACUCAGCAGGCUCUCUACACAGUGCCAGCCGCUCGGGCAAGAGUCAACCCAGCUACAUCCCCUUCUUGCUGAGGGAAGAGUCCACACUGAACCCUGGCCAAGGGCCCCCUGGCCUUGGGGACCCAGGUAGCCUAUUCCUGGAAGGUCAAGACCAGCAGCAUGAUCCUGACACAGACUCUGACAGUGACCUGUCCCUGGAAGAUGAUCAGAGUGGCUCUUAUGCCUCUACUCACUCAUCAGACAGUGAGGAGGAGGAAGAGGAGGAGGAGGAGGAGGCCGCCUUCCCUGGAGAGCCAGGCUGGGACAGCCUGCUGGGGCCUGGCGCUGAGAGACUGCCCUUGCACAGUACCCCCAAGGAUGGGGGCCCAGGGUCCGGGAAGGCUCCCUGGCCAGGAGACUUUGGGACCACAGCAAAGGAGAGUAGUGGCAAUGGGGCCUCUGAGGAGCAUCCUUGGGAGAAUGGAGAUGCCCUGCCUCGGGAGGGGUCCCUGGGCCCCCUUCCAGGCCCUUCUGCCCAACCUCACAAAGGCAUCCUCAAGAAGAAGUAUCUGCCCACCAUCAGUGAGAAGAGCAGCCUCCUACGGCUGCCCCUGGAGCAGGGCACAGGGUCUUCUCGGGGCUCCUCAGCCAGCGAAGGCAGCCGGGGCGGGCCCCCUCCCCGCCCUCCACCCCGGCAGAGUCUCCAGGAGCAGCUGAACGGGGUCAUGCCCAUCGCCAUGAGUAUCAAGGCGGGCACAGUGGAUGAGGACUCGUCGGGCUCCGAAUUUCUCUUCUUUAACUUCCUGCAUUAA
Molecule: messenger RNA, 8787 nt
Organism: Puma concolor (puma)
Lineage: Eukaryota; Metazoa; Chordata; Mammalia; Carnivora; Felidae
Gene: CELSR2
Product: cadherin EGF LAG seven-pass G-type receptor 2
Biological process (GO): homophilic cell-cell adhesion; cell surface receptor signaling pathway; G protein-coupled receptor signaling pathway
Cellular component (GO): plasma membrane
Molecular function (GO): G protein-coupled receptor activity; calcium ion binding
Source: RefSeq, a predicted model, not a curated record